GAACAAUUGAAAAGGAUCACAAAUGGUAAUGAAAUGAUUACACCAGAAAAACAACUUUUGAUUACUUUAUGGCGUAUGGCAACACCAGAUUCGUAUAGGUCAAUACAUACUAGAUUUGGAAUAGGAAAAGCCACAUGUAUAAGGACAGUACGACGAGUUACUGUAGCGUUAUGUAGAAUUGCUUCAAGAUUCAUACAGUGGCCAACAGGAAGAAGACUAGAAGAAAUUAAACAAAGUUUCUCUGACGUUAAUGGCUUUCCAGGAAUUAUUGGCGCAAUUGAUGGCACGUUCAUCAAUAUACCAGCUCCUAAGGAAAAUCCUGAAGCAUAUGUAAACAGGAAAGGUCAUCAUUCCAUUCAAGCCCAGGUAGUUUGUGAUCAUAAGCGUCUUUUCACCCAUGUAUAUGUGGGAAAUGUAGGAUCCGUGCACGAUGCUAGGGUGUUCCGAUUGUCAGCCUUGCAAGAUUACGUUUCUAACCCAACGAAAUUUCCAGAUGACAGCCAUCUGAUAGGAGAUGCUGCUUAUCCGCUCUUGAAGCAAUUAAUGGUGCCAUAUACUGAUAAUGGUCACCUUACACAGAGACAAAAGAAUUAUAACUUUUGUCUUUCUUCUUCUCGUAUGUAUGUGGAAAGAACUAUCGGAUUACUGAAAGAACGUUGGCGCAGUCUUCUUCAUCAUUUAGCCAUGGGAUUGAUUGAAUACAUUCCUUAUCAUGUUUUAGCGUGUUGUGUGUUACACAAUGUAUGUUUAAUACAAAAUGAUGACUUUGAAAUAUUAACAUUAAAUGAUAUAGAUGAUAUAGCAGUAGGUCUGCAAGAAAUUCAAAGAUGCAAUAGAGAAGAAGCUGAAGCCAAGAGAAACUUUAUAUGUGCGACACUUAACAUAAGAAAU
Trachymyrmex cornetzi is the source of this 891-nucleotide messenger RNA. Its product is annotated as putative nuclease HARBI1. Lineage: Eukaryota; Metazoa; Arthropoda; Insecta; Hymenoptera; Formicidae. The annotation marks the transcript as partial. The record is from RefSeq and is a predicted model, not a curated record. The transcript is spliced from 3 exons.